UUUGAACAUUUAUCAAUACCUUACCUCAUAUUUUUUAGUUUGAUACCAAUUAACUCAAUAUUCCCAUUUUCAGUCGAGAUGUCAGACUGGGAAGACGAAGCUCCUACGCCUGCGCCAAGCACCACAUCGUUCCAAUCCAAUCAAAAUCAAAGUUAUGGUGGUGUGAGUACUGGUAAAGGACGAGGUUUUACGCCGGUGACCGACCUAGACGAUGACAAUUCAGGAGGGGGAAGGAGUUACAAUGGAAGAGGCAGGGACAACGGCUUCCGCGGAGGUCGUGGCGGUGGUGGUAGGGGUGGUGGCCGAGGGGGACGGUACGAUAGCGAGAACGGGGGUGGCGGAGGUGGUUACAACAACUACGAUGAUGAAGACAGAGGUGGCUUUGGGGGCGGCAGAGGGGGACGUGGUGGCCGUGGAGGCGGUGGUCGCCGCUACGAUGGCGAGGAUGGAGGCGGCGGCGGAAGGCGGAACUAUGAGAACGGGGGUGGCUACGGAGGCGGUGGCGACGAUUACGAAAGCAGACGGGGAGGUGGUUACGGGGGCGGGAGAGGCGGACGUGGUGGCCGUGGAGGCGGUGGCUAUGGGGGUGGCGACGAUGAUGAUGACAGCAGAGGUGGUGGAUACGGGGGCGGCAGAGGAGGACGUGGUGGCCGUGGAGGCGGUGGCUAUGGAGGCGGCGACGAUGAUGACAGCAGAGGUGGAUACGGAGGCGGCAGAGGUGGCCGUGGAGGCGGAUUUGGCGGCCGUGGAGGCGGUGGCUACGGUGGCGGUGACGAUGAUGAUGACAGCAGAGGUGGAUUCGGAGGUGGCAGAGGCGGACGUGGUGGUGGCCGUGGAGGCGGAUUUGGCGGCGGUAGUGGUGGCUUCGGAGGCGGCGGCGAAAACGGUGAACCGGAGAAGCCUAGAGAGAGAUACGAACCCAAAGAACGAAAUGAUGACGAGCUAUUUGAUGGACAGAUAUCGACUGGAAUCAAUUUCGAUAAAUACGAUAAAAUUGAAGUCCGGGUUACAGGAGAAAACGUUCCGAAGCACAUUCAAACGUUCGCCUCGUCUGGAAUUCGAGGAUUGAUCCUGGAAAAUGUGGAAAAGGCGGGCUACAAGAAGCCCACACCGGUGCAGAAGUAUGCCAUUCCCAUUAUUAUGCAAGAUCGAGAUUUGAUGGCGUGUGCUCAAACUGGAUCUGGAAAAACGGCUGCGUUCCUUCUGCCCAUCAUUCAUAACCUGCUUGAGAAUCCGGAAAGCGUUCAAGUGAAUGACAGAUGCUGCCAGCCGCAAGUAGUAAUCAUGUCGCCUACACGAGAACUGGCCAUUCAAAUUCAUGACGAGGGACGCAAGUUUGCGCUCCAGUCCUGCAUAAAGACUGCGUUGGCCUAUGGUGGAACUGCUAGUUUCUCCCAGGCUGAUAAAAUUUCUAGAGGGUGUCACAUUUUGGUGGCGACUUGUGGACGACUGAACGACUUCGUCGAAAGAAACCGUGUCUCCUUCGAGUCUGUUAGGUUCUUCGUUCUGGACGAAGCGGAUCGAAUGCUGGACAUGGGUUUCUUACCAGAAAUCGAGAAAAUCCUCAGCCACCCUUCCAUGGUUGCAACUGGAACUAGGAGGACUCUGAUGUUCUCAGCAACAUUCCCCAAGCAGAUCCAGCAGUUGGCGUCCAAGUUUUUGGACAACUACGUUUUCCUCACCGUAGGAAAUGUCGGCGGCGCUUGUACUGACGUCGACCAAGUAAUUGUUCAAGUCGGCAAAUUCGAAAAGAAAGAUAAACUCAAGGAAAUUCUCUCCCAGGGCGACGAAAAGGUGCUGGUGUUUGUUGAGAAGAAGCGGUCGGCCGAUUUCCUGGCAAACUGGCUGUCGGAAGCGAGUUACCCGACGACCAGCAUCCACGGCGACCGGCUGCAGCGAGAGAGAGAGGAAGCGCUCAAUGACUUCAAGAACGGGCGCAUGCGCGUCCUCGUCGCCACCGCCGUUGCCAACAGGGGUCUAGAUAUCAAGGGCGUUUCUCACGUGGUGAACUUUGAUUUGCCGAAAAGCAGAGAUGACUACGUGCAUCGAAUUGGCCGAACAGGUCGGUUGGGAAACCGAGGAAAAGCCACGUCCUUGUAUUGUCCCGAGGAAGAUUCCGAUAUCGCUGCCGACCUGGUCCAGAUUCUCAAGGAGGCAAACCAGGAAGUGCCAGCAUUCUUAGAGGCGGCUUCCGGAGGAGCCACAUCCGACUACCGUGCCAGCAACUUCGGCGGAAGAGAUUUCCGUAGUUUCAAUAACCCUGUACAACAGAACCCUGAAAAAGGACAACCAGUUGCUGUCGAGGAAGAAGAAAGCUGGGAGUAGAACGCUACCCAACCCUAACCUCAAUCAUCGUAAUCUACAGCAUACUUUCAUUUGUUAUUCUGAGCAUAUUAUGAACACUAUAAUUGAAUUUUUUAUUGAGAUCUAAAUAAUUUUUAUAAUCUAUGCAUUAUUAUAUUCAAAAAAAAAGUAUGAUUUAAAGUGGCCACAAUGCCCCGAUAGCUUGGUCAAUUUGCAAAAUAUGUAUGUUAAAAGAGUUCGCUGUUAUAUGAUUUAAGAUUCUUUGUUAGGAAUAAUCAAUUUUUAUUUUCAUAGUAUGAGUUUGAGCUUUCACACUAUGACCAAACAUUAUCAUAGAAUAUCACAAAUGAAGGUUUAUGAAGCGUAAUGGAGUUUUGGAAAGAUGGAUGUGAAACAUGCAAUGAAAUUUUGGUAGUAUGUAAUUGAAGGUUGUUGAACAUUCCAUUAUGAUAUCUCAAAUUUAUUACUGGGUCUACAUUAGAAAUGUUCAACAAACAUAUUUGUUAGCGCACUUGUGGAACAAUCAUUUUAAAAAGUUUGAACAAUUCUCUCUUACAUAAAAAUUUCUUGUUUUUGACGCGCCAUGGGCAAACAUAAUAGAUUUGUCCGAAUUAUUUCAACAAACUUGUUAGUUGUGGGCCCAGCAUAUGCUUCAUAAUUGGAUGGAGAAUAUGGACUUGUAGAAUAAGUGAUUUCUUACAGAAAAGUUUCAUUUUUAUGCCGGUUGAUUGCUUAUAGGCCUAUAAUAGUUGUAUUUCCCUGCUUUUAAGGAAAUAUAUUCACGCAAAGAAAACAGUUUGCAGCCUUGGUACAUUCAGCCGGUUUAAUAUUCCUUGUUUGUUUAGUUCGGAAAAUAUGGAGGUUGUUUUUUAUUACGAGACAAAACGAAUCGCUUUAAUUUUAAAUAAGAUUUGAUAAAAAAUUAUUCUAGUUUUGAGUUUGGUAUGAAUGUUUAGUUUGGCAUUAUAUAUCUUAGAUUUUAUUAGUGUGGUAUGUUUAGUACAAACUUCUGAUCAUCAAGUAACGAAAGUUUUGCUUGGAGUAUGUACUUAUGUAAUUGAUUUUGAAAUUUGAUGCCGAUUUCAUAAGAACCCUGUAAGAUUUCCUGUAAUAUAGAAAAAAGGCUUCCACUUGCUACCGAACUUUGAAAAUAUAUAGCCCGCCGUAUGGUCAAAUUGAAUGUUAAGAUAGCCUUUUUUCUGUAAUACCAUAAGGACAUUUUCAAACGAUUUAGAAGUUUUAUAAUAGCUUUUCCUUGAAAUUUUCCUUUGACAAUAAUUGCAAAUGAAUGGUUUUUAUUCCUUGAAAUUUUCCUUUGACAAUAAUUGCAAAUUAAUGGUUUUUACUAGAGGAGAUAAAUUUACUUUUCAGUUUUCCACAAAUGCAAUGUUAUUCUUACUAUUUCAAAGUUACCAUGUAGUUGACAUUAUAAGAUGUCCUAUAGAAGUUCUGGAGAAAUAUAGUGCCUUACAAACAUUCAAUUGCAACCCAUCGAAAAGAACUGACUAAACUUACUAGAAGAAUUAGUCCGGGAACUCGAUCGUUGAGUCAUUUACUAGAAUAAGAUAAGUGAUAAUAAUAGUAUUUUUAUAUUGAUGAAUA
This is a messenger RNA of Nilaparvata lugens (brown planthopper), 3906 nucleotides long. RefSeq names its product ATP-dependent RNA helicase vasa. Gene Ontology annotation, cellular component: nucleus; P granule. Bases 79 to 2325 code for a protein of 748 amino acids. The transcript has 11 exons. Gene Ontology annotation, molecular function: RNA helicase activity; ATP binding; RNA binding. Lineage: Eukaryota; Metazoa; Arthropoda; Insecta; Hemiptera; Delphacidae. Gene Ontology annotation, biological process: gamete generation; cell differentiation. The record is from RefSeq and is a predicted model, not a curated record.